AUGUCAAAAUUUCAUCUUUGACAGGUCUUGCGUGAUUUCUUCUCGGCAAUCCAGGAAAAAGAAAUGAACAAUUAAUUUUAAGAAAAAUAAAAAUAUUUAAAUAAACCUUAGCUAAAAUGUCGUCCCUAACUCGUCUAAUCGAACACAAUCUACGCAAUUCAGGAUCAAAAUACUCCUUGAAUCAAAUAAGAUUGUUGUCAUCCCAAACCACAGAAACUUCAGCUAACGAUCCCGAAGAAGAAUUCCGAGUGUUGAAUCUACGUGCUGUUCGAAAUGUUGCACCUAGAAGAAAACCAUUUAAAAAAGACCCGAUUCCACCACCCAGAACUCAUAAAAUGGCAACGGACCAAGAUUGGACAGCUGUGUGGCCAGGUCCAAGGACAUUUCAUCCUGCAACAGUGCCAUUGCCAAUUAGACAAGGUUUCACAGAAAAAGGUGCUCCAGCACCUUCAAAGUUCGGCAAUGCUGAAUUAAUGAAAAUUCCUAAUUUUCUACAUCUAACACCACGCGCAAUUAGACAGCAGUGUGAAGCUCUAAAGAAGUUCUGUACUCCAUGGCCAAAAGGCUUAGAGAAUGAAGAGAAAUGCAAGGUUCAUUUCCCAGUUGAAGUAAUCUAUGGUGACUUUGUUCAUGGAUUGCCAACUAUUCGUAACAUUGAAGCUCGACGAGUUACAUUGAAAUUGAAACUUUCCUGCUUGAAAUUCGAUCAGCAUGCUAGGGAUAAAUUCUUACGUCUGAUUGGCGAUAGAUAUGAUCCAGAAACUGAAGUCAUAACAAUUAUGACUGAUAGAUGUCCGUUGAAGAAACAAAACUACGAUCAUGCAAUGUAUCUGCUGACUGCAUGUUACCAUGAGUCUUUUAUCACAGAACCAUGGGAAGCAACAAAGUCGGAAGCAGAUAUGGAAACUUACUAUUUUAAUAGAAACAAAUCGAAGGUUUCUGCAGAAGCAAUUCUUAACUGGGGUAAAGCUAAGGAUGCAAAAACAACAACAGCCAGUGAAGGAUUCGCAAAGAGUGUAGAGAAUCUUAUUAAUGAAGGAGAAAACGAGUACAAUAUUCAAAAAUACAAAGACGAAGUUAAACAAUUGUUGGGCAUCGCUAAAGAAUAUUACUAUUUUGUGUUGGAGAUUGGAGGUAUAAACAAAUGCGACAUGAUUCAAUAAAAUACGGCCACUGCGUGAUGCCAAUUUCCAAGCUCAGAAUGGAGAGACAGGCAGCAGGAGGUUCAAUCCCUUUAAAAUGGGUAUACCAAGUACGGUACUACGUGUUGAAAUUUCGGCUGACUGAAUUGAACAUACGUGUCUCUGCACAGGUCAGGAAUUGGUACGUCCAUAAUCGCAUUAAAACUGGCAACCCUCUGAUUUUAAACUUUUCCACACCAGUCCAUAUGACAUCGGCGGAGACAACCCUCUUUUGUGUUGUGUUAAAUUACAUAUAGAAAUCAAAUAACAGUAAUAAAAUUGAAAUUUACAUAUGGAUCGUUUUUGAAGAAAAAAAAAGACUUGAAAAGAUGAUGAUUUUGAAAUUUGAA
This is a messenger RNA of Episyrphus balteatus (marmalade hoverfly), 1531 nucleotides long. It is a transcript of the gene mRpS35, whose product is annotated as 28S ribosomal protein S35, mitochondrial. The coding region runs from base 117 to 1163 and encodes 348 amino acids. Lineage: Eukaryota; Metazoa; Arthropoda; Insecta; Diptera; Syrphidae. Gene Ontology annotation, molecular function: structural constituent of ribosome. Gene Ontology annotation, cellular component: mitochondrial small ribosomal subunit. The record is from RefSeq and is a predicted model, not a curated record. Gene Ontology annotation, biological process: mitochondrial translation. The transcript has 4 exons.